AUGAUAGAGCUCAAUAUCAAAGCUGUCAACAUGCUAAACUAUGCUAUUAGCUUUGAGGAAUACCGAAAAGUAUCAAGGUGCAAAACAGCAAAGGUGAUCUGGGAUAAGCUCCAAGUCACACAUGAAGGCACUAUUCAAGUGAAGCAAACCAGAAUUGACAUGCUAUAUAGAGAAUACAAAAUGUUCUCUAUGAAGGAAGGAAAAUCCAUUGAUGAUAUGUUCAAAAGGUUUUCCAUCAUCAUCAACGGCUUAGAUGCUAUAGGGAUUACUCACUCUGAACCUAUAUUCGUGAGGAAAGUCCUGAGAAGUCUUACAAAAGAGUGGAAAACUAAGGCUAUUGUCAUAGCUGAGAGUGGUAAUAUUAGUCAAAUGACUUACGAUGAAUUGAGAGGAAAAUUAUUUGCUUUUGAAGUCACACACUUAAAAAAUGAUACAAAAAAAGGAGUUGCUCUCAAAUAA
Messenger RNA from Arachis stenosperma, 459 nucleotides. RefSeq lists its product as uncharacterized. The record is from RefSeq and is a predicted model, not a curated record. Bases 1 to 459 code for a protein of 152 amino acids. The transcript has a single exon. NCBI's taxonomy places the organism in Eukaryota, Viridiplantae, Streptophyta, Magnoliopsida, Fabales, Fabaceae.